AAACCAACCAACCCCGUACACAGCACGUAUGUCACGUACAUGUCUGUACCGGAGCCACCGAAGCGGCUUCCGAUAAGUAUCCGCGCGGUCCAGGGAAUAGAGAGGCAACCGGCCCCGGUCCAGCAAUCGGAUUCCGUCGGAUUCCCAUCAUCCCGUGUUCAGCGCCGGCAACGCAAUCUUUCUCUCUUUUUGUCUGUCUCUCUGUCUCUUCAGCUGUCUCUCUUGGGGUCGUUGGCGAGUGUGCGUGUACGAGGCGGCGCCCACUCGUCUUCAGAACGAACGAACGAAGCUGUGGUCGUUCCAGCCGGCCAGGAGCAGCCCAUUCACUGUUCAGUGCUGAUCGGGAUCAGAAGGUGUCCGCUCUCAUCGCCGUUGCUUCAGCAACUCGUGAACUCGCGCUAUACCGUACACUAAACCCCCCGUUCGAGUGAUCGUUCUUUGGAAACAUUCUUGGUGUGCAGUGUCGGUGAAACACCCAAGAACCAUUGUGUGGUGUAGUGUUCAACAGUGAUCAGUGUCGUCUAUAGAAACGGAACAAAUGCAUCUUCAUAGCAUCCGCUCUCAAGUCACAUCUACAUAACGCCGACCGACAGCUGCUACUGCAACUUCCCGGGCAGAAGAUCCCGAUGCCGAUUGGUGGAAGUGCAUGGAAGCAAAUCCAGCCGUUCCAGUUGAGAGUAAGGGAACCGGUAUCGCAUUAUCCCGUCCACCCCUGCUCCGACGCUGUCAGCUGUGAGUUGCGCCAGCCACGAGCCCCGACACUCCCGACCAGCAUCAGGGAGCCACUAUUGACUACCUUCGGGUUCGUCGGUUGAAGCAGCAGCAUCCAGUUCAGUCUGCCUACGACCGCGAACGGAUGAGCAUCGUGUCGUGCCUGGACACGGUUUCGCUGUUACAUAGUUCUUCGGUUCGUUUCGUCGUCUCGGAGCGCCGGUCUUUGUGCUCACGAAUCACAUUGUUAAAGAGUGGUGUAGUGCUAUAGCGAAGCCGCCCGGUAGACAGAUCGGCUAGCAGCAAUCGGCUUAUCGAACGAACGAUCAACGGUUCCGGUCUGUGACAAUCCUGCUGACGCCUGAUAACGGCAUACGGUGGUACCGUAGGAACACAGCCGCCUGCAUAUCGUCAGUGCAUCGUAAAUCGAUCGGAAAUAGAACAACAACUACUGAUUACACUGAUCUGAUUAGGAGCGAACGUGAUCGCCGUGACAGGAAGGUACCUAGAUCCCUCCUUCAAUUGUGAGUUCCGUGGGUGAUAAGUGAGUUUGAUAGUGAUGCAGUGUGGCGUUUCCUGGUAAAAAAAAAGGCAAAGCACUUCGUAUGUCGAUAUAGCACGUGAUCAUUUGUUUAUUCGAGCGAUUCCGAAGUCCUUACCAGCCUACUACGCUCUCGUCGUUAGCUGAUUGCGAUUCACUGAACUCCUCUCAAACACGCAGACCGACACAGGAAGUGGUGGAAGACAGCACGACACACACGCGGCUCGUCGCAAAGUAGUGACCCGAUCGGAACCCGAUAUCGCGCCAAUCGAUCACACCCAAGAGCUCCGCCGGACAAAGGGGAGGAGGGUGGUGAAGACAAUCCACUUCCACAAUGGUACUGGUGCUGAACGGAAUCAUACAGGAUGAGCGGCCGAUCAACACCCAUGCGCUGUUCCUGGAACAUCCCGUCUACCGCGAGAUGGCCACACAGCUACUUUCGAUUCCGACCAAAACGGUCGGAGCACCGGGGUUGCUGUAUGUUUGUCAGCGAGAAAUGGCGGCUGUCGCACCGCACGAUCGAAAUGUGAACAUUAUCGGCUCGGACGAUGCCACCACAUGCAUCAUCGUUGUCGUGCGGCACUCAGGUUCCGGCGCAAUUGCGUUAGCACAUCUCGACGGAAGCGGCACCGAUGAAGCCGUUUCGGCCAUGGUCACCCGCGUCCAGGAGCUCGCCUUCGGCUAUCCGGAGGGACGUAUCGAGCUGCAGCUGAUCGGUGGCUUCAGCGAUCCGCAGGGCUACGCCGAAGAUCUCUUCGGUACCAUUAUGCAGUCCUUCCAUAAGCAUCCGCUCGAAAUAGACCUAACACAAUCGUGCGUCGGUGAGCUGAACACGAUCACACGCGACGAUGUCAACUGGCCGAUCAUUUAUGGUGUCGGCGUAAACAUCAAAACUGGCCAAAUCUUUCCAGCCACCUUUCCCGACAAGGGUCCCGAUCUGCCUCUGCGGAUGGCUCGCCAUUUCACGGGAAGCCAUCAGGUGCUAGACAUAUACGAUUCUGCCGUGGGCAUGCUACGGAUCGGUCCAUUCAACUAUAAUCCAUUGCGCGGUGUUAACCUGUGGCUAUCGCAAAGCGACGAAUUCAUUCUGAAGCAUCUUUCUACCAGUCCGGAUGUGGAACCGCCACACUUUGUCAUGCAAGUCCGUGCCACACUUAGCUACAUACAAGAUAAUCAAUUUCCGGCGAUCACCGUCUUCCGCAACAACAAUCCCCAUUACUUCCGACGCGACGAAACCACGGGCUGCUGGGCUCCGGUGCGGUACUGAAAUUGGACUCCUUGUCUUUUGAAGGUGUGGUGUUACGCCAUCCACAGUGCAGAUCAGCAGCACACAGCCAUGAUUUCGUUAACCGCUAAUAUCAACGACGUUCUGUGAAGCCUCUGAAGAACACACCCCCUGAACAUACAUUACUGCUCGUAUUUAUCAUCGUAGAAAACGUACGCCUGCGUACGCUGCGUACAUCCACGUUAUACACAUUAUGCUUCUUCCUGUUACAUGUUUUCUUUAUGUCAUUUGCUAUGGCUAAAGGUUUGUAAGUUCUGUGCCUUUUUCCCGCUACUGUUUCUCUAAUGAGCUGUCUCUCGCUGAAUUGCAUUACCUAUAUCGAUCAUUUAAAGGACGUAUUACAAAUGUGUCACGGCAAACUUUGGUCUCGAUGUACGGCUAUAGGAAUUCAGCAUGAAUGCAUUGUUUUGCUUUGCCUUUGUUUGCCGGAAAGACAGGGGAUGGAGGAGAGAAAAAGAACAUUGACCGGAAUUCAAUUCGAUAGCUAUAGUUGGUUUAGCGUCUCUUGGUACCGUACUUGGUGCAUAUUGGAUGUCCAGUUACAAUUAUUUAAUAAAAAUAAAUGCAUUAAAGUUUAAUUAAA
Anopheles darlingi is the source of this 3120-nucleotide messenger RNA. RefSeq names its product protein N-terminal asparagine amidohydrolase (gene Ntan1). The record is from RefSeq and is a predicted model, not a curated record. Gene Ontology annotation, cellular component: nucleus. Gene Ontology annotation, molecular function: protein-N-terminal asparagine amidohydrolase activity. The coding region runs from base 1587 to 2519 and encodes 310 amino acids. NCBI's taxonomy places the organism in Eukaryota, Metazoa, Arthropoda, Insecta, Diptera, Culicidae. Gene Ontology annotation, biological process: ubiquitin-dependent protein catabolic process. The transcript is spliced from 8 exons.